Messenger RNA from Trichogramma pretiosum, 720 nucleotides. RefSeq names its product histone H4. The transcript has a single exon. The coding region runs from base 28 to 339 and encodes 103 amino acids. Gene Ontology annotation, biological process: nucleosome assembly. NCBI's taxonomy places the organism in Eukaryota, Metazoa, Arthropoda, Insecta, Hymenoptera, Trichogrammatidae. Gene Ontology annotation, cellular component: nucleosome. Gene Ontology annotation, molecular function: protein heterodimerization activity; DNA binding; structural constituent of chromatin. The record is from RefSeq and is a predicted model, not a curated record.
UCUGCUCAGUACAACGUAAAUUCAAAAAUGACUGGACGUGGAAAGGGAGGCAAAGGAUUGGGAAAAGGAGGAGCUAAGCGCCAUCGCAAAGUUCUUCGUGACAACAUCCAAGGUAUCACUAAGCCAGCAAUCCGUCGUCUUGCUCGCCGUGGUGGUGUCAAGCGUAUCUCCGGACUUAUUUACGAAGAGACCCGUGGUGUUCUCAAGGUUUUCUUGGAGAAUGUCAUCCGUGACGCUGUCACUUACACCGAGCACGCCAAACGCAAGACAGUCACCGCCAUGGACGUAGUCUACGCACUCAAGCGUCAAGGCCGCACUCUCUACGGUUUCGGAGGUUAAAUCUCACCUCGUCAUAAACAAUCGGCCCUUUUCAGGGCCACCAAAUGUUUAACGUAGAUUAACUAUCCGACAAUGUAACAAAAUGCCGUUAUACGAAUGUUGGUCAUUGUAUAAUUUUAUAGUAACUUUAAAAAAGCGUUACUUUAUUCCAUUAAUAAUUGAUACCCUUCAUAGACAUGAAAUAUCGCGUUCUUACAUACAGAUGAUUCGCAUUUCUACUAUCAAAUCAUAUUUAGUCCUUGCUCUAAUCGAAAACUUGUCCACAUCUCUUGGUAGUAAAGAUUUCUUCGCCUUGUGAAGGUAACCGAAAUUGUAACAUGAUCUGUACAAAAAUUUAUAAUUUCAGAAAACGACUAGCAUUAAAUCUGAUUCGAACUCUGA